UUGAAAAUUGAAACUGUCCUGAAAGUGUCUAAAGAGCAACUCUGCUUCACCCACCACCCUUUCAUCCAGGGCUGUCCAGGAUGUCCAAUCAGAUGUGAGAACCUCCCACUGGAGCGGUGUGCUCGGUCACAGGGAGCCCCAGGUUUUCAUUUGUAUCAAGACAUUCCUGCUCUCCUCUGUUGAACUUGACCCAGUAUCAUUUGUGGGUUGUUCAUAUCUCUGUUACCUGCUGGGGCUUGAAACAUUCAAGGUUUAUGGAGCAUUACUGAGGUGGUUUUCGUCAUAUCAGACUGAAAUGGAUGAAGACAGAUCCAUGAAAAGGAAGGAGUCACAGAACAGCUCCACCGGCCACGGCUUGGAAUGUCUGACCAAAGACAAGAAGCCUGUGAAGGCUGCUGUGCUUCAACAAGAUAUUGGUCUGAUAAGUGGUAUCUGUCUGAUUGUGGGGACAAUGAUUGGCUCGGGCAUCUUCAUCUCUCCCAAAUCUGUUCUGCUGUACUCUGGAGCUGUGGGACCGUGCCUCCUCAUCUGGGCGGCCUGUGGCGUGUUAGCCGCUUUGGGAGCACUGUGCUAUGCUGAACUUGGCACCAUGAUCACCAAGUCAGGGGGAGAGUACUCGUAUUUAAUGGAGGCUUUUGGUCCCCUCCCAGCCUACCUUUUCUCCUGGACCAGUGUCAUGGUGCUGAAGCCCUCGUCCUUCGCCAUCAUCACUCUGAGCUUUGCAGAAUAUGCCUCUGCUCCUUUUUACCCCGGCUGUACUCCUCCUCUUGUUGUUACCAAGUGUCUGUCAGCAGCAGCUAUAUUUUUGAUCGUCUCCAUCAACUGUUUGAGUGUCAAACUGGCGAACUACGUGCAGAACUUCUUCACUCUCGCCAAACUUUUCAUCAUUCUUAUCAUAGUGGUAGCUGGCAUGGUUAUGUUGGCACAAGGAAACACUGAGAAUUUGUCAAAUGCGUUUGGUGGCACAUCGCCGUCUGUUGGAUCAAUCGGACUUGCAUUUUAUAAUGGGCUUUGGGCUUAUGACGGAUGGAAUGAAUUGAAUUUCAUUACAGAAGAGCUGAAAAACCCAUUCAGGAACUUGCCACUGGCCAUCCUCAUUGGGAUCCCUUUGGUAUCUGUGUGCUACGUGUUGGUCAACGUCUCCUACUUCACUGUUAUGACCCCCACCGAAAUGCUGGCGUCUCCAGCUGUUGCCGUGACUUUUGGAGACAGAGUCCUUCACCCUCUGUCCUGGAUCGUUCCUCUCUUUGUUGUCUUCUCGACAUUCGGCUCUGCCAAUGGAAGCUGCUUCACCGCUGGCAGGCUGGCCUAUGUAUCUGGCAGAGAAGGUCACAUGGUUAAAAUCUUAUCCUAUAUUAGCCUGAGGCGCUACACUCCAGCCCCUGCUCUCAUAUUCAAUGGUGCGUUGGCUAUUCUCUACAUUAUCCCAGCAGACAUCAACAUCCUCAUUAACUACUUCAGCUUUGUUCAGUGGAGUAUUCAUGGUCUGACAGCGCUGACUAUAAUAGUCAUGCGUUUCACCCGAAAGAAGCUCCAUCGACCAGUUAAGGUGCCGAUUGUCAUACCAGGCGUGAUUAUCCUGGUGUCCUGCUACUUAGUCCUGGCUCCCAUCAUUGACAAGCCAGAGCUGGAGUACCUCUACUGCACUAUCUUCAUCUUCAGUGGACUUCUCCUCUACUACCCUUUCGUCCACCUGAAGGUCAAAUGGGCACGCAACAUCAUGAGGCCCAUCACCAUUCACCUCCAGCUGCUGAUGGAAGUUGUUCCUCCUGAGAAAAUCGAAUGAGAAGGGCCAGAACUGACAACCAGGAUAACUUCUGCUGCUUGUCGUGAAAAACAUGUCGAGGCUGGUUUUGGAGAGAACGGGAUACAACUUUGGUGCCCAAAGUGGAUCAGAGCCAAAAUAAUCAGAGUUCACCUCUGUUGAAUAGCUGCAUGACGAAAGUAAAAAGGGGAUGCACCGUGUUCAUAAACCUGCGUACAGGUGUAAGAUCGUUUGUCAUGUGGGUUCAGAGAUGGAAUAGAAGUUUCUAGAGAGUGAAUACCUCUGCUGUAAUUAGAAUUCACUUAAAUAUUUAGUUAGAUAUUUAAAAUAAAAGCGUAGAGGAGUUUGACCAUAUUCUCACGAUGUCUCUCUCCACAUGAAGAAAUAAAUCACUGACAAAAACUUUUAUUAAAGAACUUAACCA
This is a messenger RNA of Sebastes umbrosus (honeycomb rockfish), 2189 nucleotides long. RefSeq names its product b(0,+)-type amino acid transporter 1-like. Gene Ontology annotation, molecular function: L-amino acid transmembrane transporter activity. Gene Ontology annotation, cellular component: membrane. NCBI's taxonomy places the organism in Eukaryota, Metazoa, Chordata, Actinopteri, Perciformes, Sebastidae. The coding region runs from base 296 to 1786 and encodes 496 amino acids. Gene Ontology annotation, biological process: amino acid transmembrane transport. The transcript has 13 exons. The record is from RefSeq and is a predicted model, not a curated record.